Molecule: messenger RNA, 1826 nt
Organism: Pocillopora verrucosa
Lineage: Eukaryota; Metazoa; Cnidaria; Anthozoa; Scleractinia; Pocilloporidae
Source: RefSeq, a predicted model, not a curated record
AUGUUUGUAAGAAGCGCACGAGAGACCCCGUCGGUGGUCUCCACGAGGGUCUUGAAAACACAUCGUAUGAACUCAGUGGAAAACUUUCGACUACAGGAACGAGUGAAAACAAUCGACUACGAGAGUCAACAUAACUAUUCACAAAUAUCGGACGAAAUCGAUGGUGUUCGCCAAAACCUGGUCAAAAUCAAAGGUGUGAAGAAAAAUGUUGGUGUAAGCGUGGAAAGGAGGAAGCUUCUGCGGGAUAAAGGACUAAGGAUUUUGCCUUCCAAAGAUAAGAGUAAUGCAGAAUAUUUUACGGUGCGUUCAUCAUGCGGAAAGGACAUCAAUAUACCUUGUUCGGAUUUUUAUGACGGAGACACUCUUAGGAAACAGCUGAGUAUCGAUAAAUUGAAAUCGUUAGCGGCACCAAAUCUUGACGCAGAAAAUUCGGACAAUGAGGAGCUAAUUGAUCGCUCCUCGGCUGAAACUCGAGGACGGUCUCACAGCUUAUGGAAAGAUUUCCGUUACAGAAACAUAACGCCUCCUUUAAGGCCAGGUUCCAGGAGAAACUUUAGGGAUGUGGAAGAUGAAAACUCUAAAGAUAAAGAGAAACUGCUUAACCUCGACGACAUCGGUAAUAUAGAGAGGAAGUAUGGAGUUUUGAGACCACAAACUGCGCACCUGAAGAGAGAUAAGGAGAUAGUUCUACGGCCAAGGAGUCGCACAUGCCCAGGUAAUAUUCAAGAGAACAGAGGAAGUACUCCGCGCAGAAAAAUGUCGCGUAAAAGUUCUUCGACAACCGGAAAUGUUAGGAAGAAGUCUCGUGGCAGUGAUUCUGUAACCAGCGAAAAGAAAACUGACGAAAAAUCAGCCGACCUACAACUGGAAAGCGGACUACGAACAGAAGCGAACUUUUUAUGGGAAGAAAGCAGUGAUAACGUUGUGUUGGAAGAGACAAUUUCUCUGGAUCUGAAGCCUUCGUUAAGGCCAAAAAUACGUCCCAGAUCUAUGACUGUUGCUUCUAUGGCGGGAAAAAAAGGAAUUUCUGGUACAGUUGCUGACCUGAGACGAAUGAGUUUGGAAAGUAGUACAAGUAGUGUUCACCUUCCACCUGCUCCAUCGAAUGGAAAUUGGUUUCAUUCCAAGUCGCCAGAAACAAGCCCUCGAGUUCCGAAGAAAAAAGUUGUGGCUGCCAAUCAUGUAAAGGAAGAAAAUGAUGAACCGGAUGGAGACCAACGAAAGUUUUCUAAGCUUUCAGAGAGGAAAGUUUCGUGGAAGGACUCUGUUCACGAUGCUAGCGAUGAAAUGGACAGUGGAAAAACCAGAGGCGAGGUUACUGAUGCUUCCCUGCCUUCUAACGCAGCAUUAAGGAAGCCGAGAACAAACGGUGUACUAAGCGCCGCUACACGCGCGCAAAGCGCUCCCCAAGGGCGUCCAGGCCUGUCCCGUCAUCAAAGCUCGACAUUGAAAAAAGUUUCAAAGAUAAACGGAAGGCGGAACAGCGCUGGAGAUUUUGUCUACGACGCAAGGCCUGACAAAGCACUGAGUAAAGGCUACAUGACGAUGCAGAUGACAAUCGGUGGUAAGCAAGUCAGGGUAUACGUACCCAAGUUUUCAACCAGCGAUUGCAUAGAUGAUGUCACGCCAGCGGAGAGGGCUCGGGCCAAGUCAGCUCUAAAAGCUGCUGGAGGGACUGGAAGGAAACUGACUGCUAAAAACAAAUAGCUGAUGUCUCAGACACUCCAGACGGUCGACCACUUAGAACCGAUACUUAUUGCGUUAUAAAAAAUAGUAUCCAUCCGCCAUAUGAAAGUGGAUGUCACAACAUAUAAAUCUAAAAAAAG